UAAAGAGGCGUGUGAUGGUUCUGCCUUAGUACUUGUACAGGCAGGAGUGUUUCCAGUACUUCUUUGUACAACUCGCUGAGGGAAUGGGAAACUGUUUUAUAGCUCUGGAAACACACGCACAGUAAGAAUGUCGGAGGCUAUCCGAUGCACCCUGGUGAACUGUAAUUGUCAGUGCUUCAAACCUGGAAAAAUAAACCAGAGACAAUGUGACCAGUGCCGACAUGGAUGGGUAGCACAUGCCCUCAGCAAAUUAAGGAUCCCCAACCUCUACCCAACUACCCAGGUAGAGAUAGUCCAAUCCAACGUGGUCUUUGAUAUCAGUAGCCUUAUGCUGUAUGGAACCCAAGCUGUUCCUGUGCGCCUAAAAAUUCUGUUAGAUCGGCUUUUCAGUGUCCUGAAGCAAGAAGAGGUGAUACAGAUUCUCCAUGCACUGGACUGGACACUUCAGGAUUAUAUACGUGGAUAUGUACUCCAGGAUGCUUCAGGAAAAGUGCUAGAUCACUGGAGCAUAAUGACCAGUGAAGAAGAACUGGCUACUUUGCAGCAGUUUCUUCGUUUUGGAGAAACAAAAUCCAUUGUAGAGUUAAUGGCCAUUCAAGAGAAAGAAGGGCAGUCAAUUAUAGUACCAACCCCUACGACUAAUUUGGAUAUUAGAGCAUUUAUAGAAAGUUGCAAUCCAAGAAAUCCUAAUCUUUCUGCUUCCUUGGACAAAAUGAGUCCCACCAAUAUUCAUCCCUUUGAGAACAUUGUAAAUAAUAUGGCUUUCAUGUUACCCUUUCAGUUUUUCAGUCCAGUGCCUCCACCUUUGAUAGGUUCACCGCCAGAAAGACAUUUGAUUGAGCAAGGUCAAGACCGCAGCAAGGAAACUAAACAAGAUCCUCAAAUACCAUUUUCUGAAAGCAGCUUCUUAAGUUCCGGUUCUGCUCCAUUUGAAGCUGAAAAUGAGAAGGGCACCAACAGCCCAGAUGUCACUCUUAAAACAGAAGAGGAUGCUCCUCUAAGUGAUUCUAGCUCCUAUAACACAGUAACAAAGCUUGACAUGACACCGUUAUCCCCAGAAAAUAAAAUAAAAUCUGAAAAAAAUGCCAUUGGCCCAAGGAAAGGACGUGUCUUCUGUACUGCAUGUGAAAAAACAUUUUAUGACAAAGGAACACUGAAGAUACACUAUAAUGCUGUUCAUCUGAAGAUCAAGCAUAAAUGCACAAUUGAAGGCUGCAAUAUGGUGUUUAGCUCUUUGCGUAGUCGAAAUCGUCAUAGCGCAAACCCCAAUCCAAGACUCCAUAUGCCAAUGAACAGAAAUAACAGAGAUAAAGAUCUGAGAAAUGGACUGACCAUUGCUGGACCAGGAGAUAGUAAAAGGACAGACUUUUCCAUUUUAACCCCAGAAAGCCGACCAAUUACUAGUUAUGCCAGCUCUUGUACAGAUUCAAAGGUGCAAUCCAGUUUUCCCAGCAUUGGGCAGAAUGGUGUUCUCUUUCCAAACUUAAAGACAGUACAGCCAGUUCUUCCUUUUUAUCGCAGUCCCGUCACCCCAGCUGAACUUGCUAAUACACCAGGUACUCUUCCUUCUUUACCUCUUGUUUCUUCAUCAAUACCUGAGCAACUUGUUUCUAAUGAACUGCCAUUCGAUGCACUACCCAAGAAGAAAUCCCGUAAAUCAAGUAUGCCUAUCAAAAUAGAGAAAGAAACUGUUGAGACAGCUAAUGAAAACAGUGACAUUGCCAGCUCUGAAGAUGAUAUGCAUCUACAGGUGGCAAGUGAUGGAGAGCUGGAGGCCUGUGAGCAUAGGAUAGACAAGCGGGUGAGCAAACGCAUGGAAAAGCACCCUCAUUCAGGUAAUUCAUGGAAAUCUCUCUCUGGGGUAGAGGGCCCAAAAUAUUUUGAAUCUGUCAUUGAGCCAAAUAACAAAUACAUCAAGGAAACCUCUGAAAAUGAAAUGCAUCACUUUGAGAGAGAGGUUAAGCCAGAAGAAAACCAAGCAUUAAAAAUAGUUUCCCAUGAAAUUGUGUGUGAAGAUCCAAACCAACACUACAGUGAUGUUAAAAAAACAGUGACUGAACCCCCUGUCUCUUUUAAAGAGCAGUCAAAGCCCAGGAUUUCUAAAAACAACUACCCUGAGUUGCAACACCAUUUGCUGAUGGGGGGCUUUUUCAGCACGUUGUCCCAUGGGGGUGCUGCCCUUCCUUGUUUUGAAGACUAUAAAGAUAUGGAUCAUGUCAGUCAACAUGAAAUAGGGAUUCAGAAGGAAGAAAGCCGCUUUCAUUGUGACAUCUGUAAGAAGACAUUUAAAAACCCUUACAGUGUAAAAAUGCAUUUUAAAAAUGUACAUCUGAAAGAAAUGCAUAUUUGCACAGUUGAGGGCUGUAAUGCUGCUUUCCCUUCUCGUAGAAGUCGAGACAGACAUAGUUCAAACCUAAAUCUUCAUCAUAAGCUUCUGACCAAAGAUGCACUGGAAUUCAACAACAACCAUUUCAAUGCAGCAUACCUCUUGAAAGACAUGGCUAAAGAGGUUUGUCAAGAUGCGUCUUUAAAACAUGUUGGACAAACUUCUGUCAUCUUCAAAGGAAUGAACAGAACAGGCAGCUUGGUUUUUCCAAUGAGCAAAACUAGAGAAUCAUGUUCUGAGAGUUAUGGAUAUGAUCCAGUGAAUGAUGGAGCUGUUCUGGAUUUAAGCACUGCUUCCAGCAUUAAGUCUGAGAGCAGCGCACACUCAUCUUGGGAUUCUGAUGGAGGAAGCGAAGUAUGUACCAUGCCAUUGGAUGAUAGUGAUGAAAGCUGUGAAGGACCAAGUCUAAUGCCCAAUGAUGAGCUUUAUCAGGACUGUUCCUUACUGGAAAAGGCUAAUCAAACCUUUAUUAAUUUACCUUCCAGUCUACCAAUAACUUGUCAUAUAUGCCAAAAAUUGUACAGUAAUAAAGGAACCUUCAGGGCCCAUUACAAAACUGUGCACCUCCGCCAACUUCACAAAUGUAAAGUACCAGGUUGCAACACAAUGUUUUCAUCUGUUCGCAGUCGAAACAGGCAUAGUCAGAACCCUAACCUACACAAAAGUCUGGCCAGGUCACCAAGUAGCCUACACUAACAUCCUUCUAAUCUGAAUUUACUUCCGCUAAACAUUAAUCAUUUCAGACAAGAAAGUGUUACAAUGAUAUUUUUAAUUCACUUGACACCAAGACCAUUUAACACACAACGUCAAAUUCUGCUCAUACACGGGUGCUUUCCAUCAGCUUCACUGAGCAAAAUUUGGCAACAUUGUUUUUAAGCAGUUAUUUGGUUUAACAUUAAAUAACAGCAAAAACUUAUUUAAGGAAGAAAGCAAUAUUGGAAUGGGGAGAACAUGGCACCACUAGCUAGUAUUGCAGAGUGUUACUAACGAUGUGAUGCUGAAAUAAGUUACCUCCAUUCCAUUGUAUUCUGUUGUGUUUACAUGGUAAAUGAGAAGAGUAUUUUAGGGAGUCAGUGAAGACUGACCUCAGUCAGUGUGUGCUUUGGUCAAGCUGGGGAUUUAGGAACUGUCAUUUCAUUCCUAAAACCAUUGUCUGAGGCUGACUUACAGUAUUAAAUAAAUGUGGUAUUUUUCACCUUGCUUAAUCCUGAAUACCAAAAGCUAUCAUAUGGAUUUUGGAAAACUUAGCACAAGAUGAGAAUUCUCAACAAAUCCUGCAGUCAUUGAUUUCAAUUGGAAUUUACUUGAAUACAAAAUGCAGAAUUCUAGCCCUCUUAGAGUAGAUUAAAUCUUGAUUUGGAGCAAGAACCAUUCCUUUCAGAGGAUCAUCUGAUUAAAAUCUGAGAGCUCUUCAGUGUGAAAGAAAGCUAGCCGUGUUUUGCCUUCGGUUUUUGAACCACAGCAAAUGCAUCCAGGAAGUAUAUAAAAAAAAAAGUAAUGCACUUUUUUUGAGCUCAGCUUUCAGGAAAAAUAAAGUUUUGCAAAAAGAAAUCCAAAUGUUAAAGGUAUGACUUCAAGCCUAUAGAAGAUAUGGAGGACUAAACUGUGUAAAAGAACAGUCUCUCAUAAUUUGAUUUUUUUUUUCUCUUUGGGAAAAAAAAAACAUUAUCUUUAAUUUUUGUAAAAGAAUACAUUUAUUCCAAUUCACACACUCUUUUGAUAUUAGAACAUUGCUUGAUAUCUAUUAAAAUGUUGAAUAUCUUUGUAUUUGUCACUGUAAUUAACAGUAUUCUGCAUUAUGUUCUAUGCACUUAAAAAAAAACUGGUCUUGCAUUGUACUUAAUACACUUUUUUGAUAAUAUUUAAUUUGUAGUUUGUCAUACCAGUCCUGCGUGUGUAUUUCUGGUGCAACAGUGUGUUGGACAAAAUGUCCAAAUAGCAGGAAGAAAUGCUAAGGCAGGGUUUACAAAACCAGUUUUUUUAAAUUUAGUACAUUUCUCCAUUUUGAGUCAAGUUGGUUGGUUUCAGUUCACAGGCAUAAUACUGGCAGCACAAUUUGUACAUAUUAUACCAAAGUGCUUAGAGUAUCUGUGGUUUCUAGAACUAGGCUGGGUUUCCAGUGUAACUGGAUCAUAGUCUUCAUCCAUUUUUGUGAUCAAAUAAGAUUAGACUGAAUUUUUGGAUUUAGUUUGUAGAAAGAAUAGUCCAAAGCUGUUGGCUUAUGUCUUGAUGUUUAACUUAUUCUAAAGAACACUACAGUAUUGUAACCAUUUCAUAUUGUAUAAAGGUGACUAAAGCAUUCUAAAUAUUUCACUAAUUCUUUUCCAAAUUUCAUUUGCGCGCAUGUGUGCGUGUAUGUGUGUGUGUGAAAGCCUACCAAUAUGUUUGUGUUCAUUAGGAAUGGGCUUUAUACAGUGUAAAGUAAUCUUAUUUUAUAUUUACAGUAGGUUUAUGUCAAAUUAUAAUAAUCACUAAAACAACAUGUUUAAAGCUGUUAGAAAAAAAUGUUUAUAAGCCUGGGGCCAAAUUGCACCAUUGCUGUUUAAGCAGGAAUUAAUAUCAAUGGAGAUUUUUGCUUAAAAAACAAAAGUGCAGUCUUUAAUGGUACAUAAGUCCCUGGUCUUUUGGUGUUACAACCCAAUGACUUGUGAGCUAUUAUUUCAACCUUUUUUAUUACUGCUUUUUCUGAUAAAAUGUGCUUGCUUAAUUUUUAAGGGUCUGUUUGAAACAAAAUGUGAUGUAAACAAACAUUGUAAUUCCAGUUAUUUAGUUUUUCACUGUUUCCAUAAAGGCAACACAAUUUGUAUACCCUCAUCAUUUUGUAUGUGUUAAUAAAAACA
Messenger RNA from Alligator sinensis (Chinese alligator), 5226 nucleotides. It is a transcript of the gene BNC1, whose product is annotated as basonuclin 1. Lineage: Eukaryota; Metazoa; Chordata; Crocodylia; Alligatoridae. The record is from RefSeq and is a predicted model, not a curated record. The coding region runs from base 128 to 3082 and encodes 984 amino acids. The transcript is spliced from 5 exons. Gene Ontology annotation, cellular component: nucleus. Gene Ontology annotation, biological process: regulation of transcription by RNA polymerase I.